UGGCUACGAACACACGUUCAUGCAUAUGUAUAUGCAUGUAGCUUGAAUAAAUGAAUAUACAUAUGUACAUAUGUAUGCACACAUGUAUGUAUGAUACUUACAAUGUCAGUACGAUCGAACGAAAGCCUAUACAUCUCCAGAGCGUUUCGCGCUUACCAAGUUUACCACAAUCGAACGCGAGAAGCCGUCAAGCCAGCUGUGGUAUGGUACUUAAGAAAAGAAAUGCAACGAAGGAGUAGAAUAGAAAGAGACGUAACCAGUUUUCGUAAAGCAGCAGCGAGCCAAACCAUAGCAAUUGCUGGAGCUUCGCCAGGCGCAUGCGCGACGGGCAAAGUAAAGUUUUAAAUGUGAUUUGAACGCGCUUGCGAAUGGGUUAAAUACGCGGAGGUGCUAAAUACAUGAAAGGAUUUAACGGUGAAUUUAUUACAAUGAAAACAGAAGUAGUUUGAAUGAUGAGUCAAGCUUAAAAGUGUGUGCGAUGUAUACAAAACUAAUAGCAAAUACAAAGUGUGACAUGCAUUCAAUGAUUUAUGUAUAAAAAGCGAAACGAGCAAGUGAUUGUUUUUUAAUAAAUGAAAAUGAACAAAAUAUUAUUUAUAAUUGAAAAGUAACGCGACUAUACAAAAAGAAAAUUUAAUAAAAUAUUUUUAAACAAAAGCGAACAAACGAGAAGAUGGCACCAUUUAUAGCGCAUUUAUCAGUGCUUUUAGCUGCAACUGUUUUGCUAUGUGGUUUUGUGCAAUGUGCAAAUGAGGCCGAACACACAAACAAUCCAACGACGACGACCACCAAUUCACCUACAAAUCCUCCGACGAUUACAGAAACUAAUGCUGUGCAACUUAUGGCUAACAGCACUCGCCUCGCGCGUCUUCUAAAGGUUCUGCAAGACCCCAAGAUGUUAGCCGGCAAACGUUACCAAGCAGCUGCGCAACGCUUAAUUGCGCGCGGCGAUCAUUUACAACCAGCCGGUAUGCCUUAUCGUCGAUUGCCAGCGCACGCCGCUGCGCCGUCUUCACCUGCCCCGUACCACAAGGUGCGCCCGCCAAUUAUGCGCCGCGUACAGAAUGGACUACCCAUUAAUGCUGGACCGCCUCGCUUCACUUUCGAAACUUCCGCGAGCGGUAUAAGCCAUCUACGGUCCAAGGGUCCGGUGCCUUUCAAUGCAGGCAAAGUAACCGUUUACCGCCCUCCUUUCGGGUACGCGCAAUUGCAUCACCAACCGAACCCAAAUGCGUUGGUGCCGCAAUCCGCUACGGCUUUUCAAGCAACGAAACACCAGCAACAGCAACUCCAGCAGCAGCAACACCAUGAGGAAUACAAUUUCAAGGCAUCACCUCCAUUCAGCGGUAAAGCGAUUGUGCGCCCGCUACUACAGCCACACGAUCCAAAUUAUAGACAACACGUACAACAAUUGCAGCAGUAUGCGGGUAAGCCACAGCAAGUGGUACAACAAUACCCUAUACCUCAACAAGAGCAGCAACAGCAAAAACAACAAAAAACUUCACAAUUUCAAACACUGUUCCAGAGCCAGAAACAGUAUCCCAAUCGACCGCCAACCUUUCACUACGAAACAAUGCGCGCCCAUGAGGAGCCCGUACUGCAUCCGCAUGUGAAGCACGAACAACCACCGCCAGGUGGCGCGGGCUAUGCCGUAUACGAGCACAAUGAGCUAGCCGAAGAGGAACCACCUUACGCACAUCCAAAUGCAUACUAUCCACCAGCACCAAUGGCGGAGCAACCUGCACAACAACAUCAAAGCUUACGUUUGCAAGCACCACAAACACACCCCGAAACUGCAGCAGCGCAAGAAGCGGAGGAGUACAUAAAAUUUAUGAACUCCAAUGACUAUUUUCUGCCAAAGCAUGAACCCAACUAUAAGCGCCUGGAUGCACAGCAGGAUAGCCAUCAACUGGAGCCGAAAGAACAACGUGAGCAACAACAACAACCUACGCACAGUCACUACGCAUACAAGCAGCAGCCCCUGGAACACUUACAGUACAGCAAAUCAGCAGUCAGUGAUAGCACGAGUUCCGGCUCGGCCACCUCUGCUGCCACCAAUUACCUAAACCAACCCAUACAAGUAUCGCAACUAUUCUAUCAGGAAGAUCCCGUACCCGCCAUUGUGCGCGGUAGUUAUCAAGCGGGCAACAACUUAUUCGUUGUGAACUCGGAGGGUAACAAAGCUGUAAAGCAUAUAGUGCCACCGCCCUCCACAAGAGCACCCACCACGCUAGCGCCAGUGUACCCGAAUGUGCGCUAUAAUACGCUGCAUAGUCACACGCCAGAGCCGCUGCGCUUCGAAUUUACCGAACGCGAUGCUGUGCAUUCAACAUACACUAAUUCACCCCCCUCGCUGGGUAAUGAGCGCCAACACUUAUGGUAUAGAACUGCCAAUGGGGGGAGCACUUCCACAACACCAGAUUUACCCACAUCAAGUACGGGAAACUUUGCAACCGCCACUACCGCUACCGCUGAUGAUCCGGAGGAUGAAGAGGAUGUGCAUAGCGCUAGUUCGGACUUUUAUGGGCGCAUAUCGAUGCGCAAGUCAACAUUAGGAGACGUGCCCUCAGAGUCGACAUCGCCCACACCAAUUGAACAGAAGGACACCGAAGACUAUUGCGAACGAAUAUGCGCCAAUAUCCAAGAUGACGAUGAAGAAAUUGUUUGCGGCUCUGACGGUUAUAUGUACACCAGCGAGGCGCAAAUGGAAUGCUACGCCACAUGCCUGCAUAUCGAUGUAACAGUGCAAAGUAAAGGCUCCUGUAACACCCGGUAGAUGAGCGACACCCUAUUCAUGCGCCAUCUAUGCAGCAGUACGAAACCCGACCGAUCGAAGGCACACUAACUGACAAUUAGCGAAUUUCUAAUUUAUUUAAAUUUUAUUUACAUUUAUUUUAUUUCAACGUUAGUUUGGUAAUACGUUUUUUAGUUACUAAGGCCCAUUUGUAAUUUAUAUUUAUUUAUUUGAGUGAGAUGCAGCUGAAAUGAGAAUAAAAUAAC
Molecule: messenger RNA, 3000 nt
Organism: Anastrepha ludens (Mexican fruit fly)
Lineage: Eukaryota; Metazoa; Arthropoda; Insecta; Diptera; Tephritidae
Product: probable basic-leucine zipper transcription factor Q
Exons: 3
Coding region: 674-2776 (700 amino acids)
Molecular function (GO): protein binding
Source: RefSeq, a predicted model, not a curated record